This is a messenger RNA of Ictalurus punctatus (channel catfish), 3193 nucleotides long. RefSeq names its product adhesion G-protein coupled receptor F1-like. The coding region runs from base 51 to 3188 and encodes 1045 amino acids. The transcript is spliced from 16 exons. Gene Ontology annotation, biological process: cell surface receptor signaling pathway; G protein-coupled receptor signaling pathway. Lineage: Eukaryota; Metazoa; Chordata; Actinopteri; Siluriformes; Ictaluridae. The record is from RefSeq and is a predicted model, not a curated record. Gene Ontology annotation, molecular function: G protein-coupled receptor activity. Gene Ontology annotation, cellular component: membrane.
AUCAAUGCAUUUGUGAGGAUCAGUAUUUUUGGUCAUUUAGUAACUGCAUUAUGUAUAAUGCCUGCAAUGACCUAUAUGAAGGAGUAUGUACCUGUAUCGAUAUAAUUCCCAGUGAUGGACAGAUGUGUGUGACAAAAAGUGAACUACCAUUCUUUGACAUUCUGGUUGAAAUUGAGCUGAAUACUACAAGCACAAUGCUCGAUGAAGUGAGAAACCUUAUUGGAGCAUUCAGUUUCCCAAUUACAUUUGGUCAUGUAGCAGAAAUUACAGAUGUGGCCAUUACAGCAGUUAACACAACAACUACUGCAAACAAAACCAAUACAAAUACAACCACCACAUCCACAGCAACCACCAGAACUACUGUAACACCAUCCAUACAAACCACAACUUUAGGCGUCCAAGUAUUAAGCUUCUCACUGACAAUAAAUGAAGUAUUUGAUUUUGCACUCACUGACCAGAGCAGUGAAAAAUACAACACAUAUAAACAAAAAAUUGAGAGUUCAAUUGAUAAUAGCUACAGGACUCUACUUAGCUACGAGCCCAAUUCUGCAACAGUGACUGCUUUCAGGCCUGGCAGUGUGAUUACAGACUUUACUAUCAAAACAACAAAUGCUACCCUUAAUUUGGCAUCAGCAAACCAAGACCUUGCUAGUAGUCUCCGUUUACAGGGAUUCAAUGUGAGCGAUACUGCAUUCAUCCAGAGUGUGAAAGAUGGACUAUAUGGAAGUAGUGGCAAUAUAUAUCCUGGGACAAAUCUCACACUGACCUGCAAUCCUCCAGUAAAUAAUAGCAUACAAUGGACCCUGGAUGGGAAACUCAUCGAAGACAAUUCAAAUAAUAUCCUUCAACUCAAUAAUGCCACUUCUAAUUACAGUGGUCAAUAUGCAUGCACAACAACAGUAAACUCAAUUCCUUAUGUUAUCUGGCAAACCAUUACAAUUCAACCAUACCCCAAUAUUGAAGUGAGCACUAACAAAGUUGUACAAUGUGAGGAUACAACAAUCCUACUGCAGUGUUGUGUACAGGAGAUUUAUCAAGUGGAGUGGACCAUAUCUUGCACCUCACCUUUAACAGGCUCACCGGCAGGCUGCAUAUUAUGUGACUAUACACUUAAACAAAAUGAUUGCCAGACUACUAAACACGUCACAUGCAAACUCAAAAAUCCCAUCAAUGGAAUUACUACUCAAAGUUACAACUCAAAGAGCAUUAUAGUAAAUGUAACCAACAAAGCAUUUACCUGCUCAGAUAGUAUAUUUGGAGCUGGAAAUCAGGGAGACGUACGCAAUGGUGACUGUAAUAAAGAAAUGGUUGGCUAUCAAGUAGCUUGGUGUAAUUCAUCAAACCGCUGGCAACCCAUAGAAGACUACUGUGUCCUGCGUAUCUUUGCAACUUUAAAAGAUGAAGCUGAGAAUUUACAGGUUGGAAACCUCCCACAAUUUAUGGCCAACGUCAGGAAUAAUGCUGUAUUACAGAUUCAAAACAUCACUGAUUCUCAAGCUACCAUAUUAACAAUUGUAGAAAUACUGAAAAUCAUUUCUAGUUUCUCACAAACAAUUUUAAUCAAUCAACCCGUCAUGACGAAUUUCCUACAAACAACCGAUGUCAUUGGAUCAGAUGAUACACGAGACACAUGGGUGCUUUUAAACAAAAACAAUACAACAAUGAAUGCCAGUUCUGAACUUCUGAACUCAACUGAGAGCAUUGCACGCAGACUCCGGGAUGAAAGCAUCUCAAUAAUAACAAACAUAUCUUCUCUCAAUAAAACUUCCAUUACUGCUCCCUUUUCUGGAACAUUUGGAAAAAAUUUAACUACCCAAAUAAAUAUUCCAGCGACUAGUACACAGACAUCCCUCACAGUCAUAAUUUCUUCAGCUUUUAACAAUGUCUUACCUGUUCGAAAUCUUACCAACAAUAACAGCAGUCAGACUGGCACCAGCAUCAAUGGAGAUGUAGUCCUAAUUGAGACAAACUCAACAAUUAACAACAUUUCCCUCUCUAUUGACAUCAAAAAUAAUACACUGGGAAUCCCUCAGUGUGUCUUUUGGAACUUUAAUCUUCUGAAUGACAUUGGGGGAUGGGACUCGACUGGAUGCCAACUAAAGAAAUUAGGAAGUGAAACUGAAAGAAUUACGUGUGAGUGCAAUCACACAACCUCUUUUUCAAUCCUGAUGUCACCAUUUACCCUGGAUAAAAACUUUGCAAUAAUCUUAGACUAUAUAACUUACAUUGGUGUGGCCAUUUCAUUGGGCAGCUUGGUUUUAUGUCUCAUCAUUGAAAUGAUUAUAUGGAAAUCAGUGACAAGAAAUGACACAUCCUACAUGCGCCAUGUCUCCAUAGUCAACAUCGCUGUCUCCCUUCUGAUUGCGAACAUAUGCUUCAUCAUUGGAGCAGCAGUUGUAAAGAAAGGAGAGGGUCCCUGCAGUACAGCAACAUUCUUCAUGCACUUCUUUUAUCUAGCCCUUUUCUUCUGGAUGUUGCUGUCAGCACUCUUGCUCCUCUACCGCACCCUCAUGGUCUUUUCCAGAAUGACCAGAGGAGCAAUGAUGGCCAUAGCCUUCACUGUUGGCUAUGGAGCCCCGUUAAUCAUAGCUGUCAUUACUGUGGCCUCUACAGCUGGAAGUCAAGGAUACAUUCAAAAAGAUUACAAUUGUUGGCUAAACUGGAGUAAAACGAAGGCCCUCCUGGCAUUUGUGAUUCCUGCUCUGACUAUUGUAGCUAUAAACCUCCUGGUGCUUAUUGUGGUUCUGUGUAAGAUGUUGAGGAGAGGAGUUAAUGCCACCACUCAGCCAGAUGAGAAACAUCCCCUAAUGGUCAUUGCUAGAUGUGUAGCGAUUUUAACACCACUCUUUGGUCUAACAUGGGGAUUCGGCAUUGGGACCAUGGUGUCACCAAACUUUGGGAUUCAUGUGGUGUUUGCGUUCCUUAAUUCACUGCAGGGUUUCUUUAUUUUGAUGUUUGGAACAUUACUGGAUAGUAAGGUUCGAGAAACAUUGGCACAAACGUUUUCACUGAGUAACUUAAGUUCUAUCCGUACCAGGAGUACGAGUGCAGGACCUUCAUCCUCAAGUGGAUUUCCUUUUUUUCAGAGGUUACGGCAGAGAAAUGUGUACAAUGUAUUGAGUCCCAAAAUGUCUUCAAGCAACUCAGAUACAGCUACUGACAGCUACGCUGCUAGGGCCAUGUUAUAAAAGUC